CCGGGGCAACCGGGCGGCUCCACACGCGCUGAGCCUGCCGGCCCCCACGCGCGGCCCAUGUCCUCCGCGCCGCGCUCGCCCACCCCGCGGCCCCGCAGGAUGAAGAAGGACGAGUCGUUCCUGGGCAAGCUGGGCGGCACCCUGGCCAGGAAGCGGAGGGCGCGCGAGGUGAGUGACCUGCAGGAAGAAGGGAAGAAUGCCAUCAACUCGCCGAUGUCCCCUGCCCUGGCGGAUGUUCACCCUGAAGACACCCAGCUCGAGGAGAACGAGGAGCGCACGAUGAUUGACCCCACCUCCAAGGACGACCCCAAGUUCAAGGAACUGGUCAAGGUCCUCCUCAACUGGAUUAACGAUGUGCUGGUGGAGGAGAGGAUCAUUGUCAAGCAGCUGGAAGAAGACCUGUACGAUGGCCAAGUGCUGCAGAAGCUCUUGGAAAAACUGGCAGGAUGCAAGCUGAAUGUGGCUGAGGUGACACAGUCAGAAAUAGGGCAGAAACAGAAGCUGCAGACGGUGCUGGAAGCAGUACAUGACCUGCUGCGACCCCGUGGCUGGGCGCUCCGGUGGAGUGUGGACUCGAUUCACGGGAAGAACCUGGUGGCCAUCCUCCACCUGCUAGUUUCCCUGGCCAUGCACUUCAGGGCCCCCAUCCGCCUUCCUGAGCAUGUGACCGUGCAGGUGGUGGUGGUUCGGAAGCGGGAAGGCCUGCUGCAUUCCAGCCACAUCUCGGAGGAGCUGACCACAACCACAGAGAUGAUGAUGGGCCGGUUCGAGCGGGACGCCUUCGACACGCUCUUCGACCACGCCCCGGACAAGCUCAGCGUGGUGAAGAAGUCUCUCAUCACUUUUGUGAACAAGCACCUGAACAAGCUGAACCUGGAGGUGACGGAACUGGAGACCCAGUUUGCAGAUGGCGUAUACCUGGUUCUGCUCAUGGGCCUUCUGGAAGACUACUUUGUUCCUCUCCACAACUUCUACCUGACUCCGGAAAGCUUCGAUCAGAAGGUCCAUAAUGUGUCCUUCGCCUUUGAGCUGAUGCUGGACGGAGGCCUCAAGAAACCCAAGGCUCGCCCUGAAGACGUGGUGAACUUGGACCUGAAAUCCACACUGAGGGUUCUUUACAACCUGUUCACCAAGUACAAGAAUGUGGAGUGACGGGGGAGCUGCGGACGGUGGCAGGAGUGCUCCGGCAGGAAAAGCAGCGUCUGUCUGUGCCCUGUGCCUUUCCAGGGAGGCAGACGCCUUGGGCUUCUGGUCCCAGCUGUGUGACUGUCAUCCCCACCGCACCCUUACCCCCCUCUACCCUUACUCCACCCCCCCACCCCCCCACUCCACCCCACCCCCUGCCUCUCUUGGCCGUUGUUCUCAAUCCCCUUUCCAUGUAAUUCCCAAUGGGCGAGAGCCUUUGAAAAUGCAGGAUUCUAAACACCGGCGCUUGCGUUUGAGGCCUCGAGUCACCUCAGUUGCGUGGGAUGCUGAGUCCGUUGUUGUCUGCCCUGGCCAAAAGAUGAAAAAAAAAGAGCCCGAACCCCUGUCCCCUGCUGAUUGAGAGCACCCUGCAUUCUGCCUGCUGGUGCAAUGAGUGAUCACAGGCCCUCAGAAGCUGCGGCAUCAGCUCUGCAGAAACGCCUGCUCCCUGAGGACCUGCGCUUGAUGGCUCACCGGGCAUCUCCUGGGCUGGGCUCUCCUUGGAAGAGAGGCCUUUUUAAUAAAAGGGUUUUGCAGUUUGAAAAACUUUAAAGUGACAGAAGCUUAGAUGUGACACGAGUGUUCUCCACCCACAUUCCUGUCACUUCUUGGCCACUCCUUGUUGUUUUAAUGUAGCUUUUGCACAAACAUCCAAGACCCAGGACAGCCCAGCUGCCACAGUCCUUGGAAGGAGCUGUUUGCUGGGGCCGUUUCUGAAUUUCUCACUGUGGUUGAGGGGCUGGGUCUGGGGAUGGUGGUUCUAAUUGUGCUGCUGGAGACAGCGUGGGCCCGAGCUUUCCCCUUCAGAGGCCCUUUUAGGGACGGAAUGCCUCUUCGGAAACCUUAAAAUGAGGGUGUGCAUUGGUUCACUGGCCUUGUGUAAUCAAGUGCCACAGGUGAGUCUUGCAGAUGUCAGAGAGUCAUGUCCUCAGGCCUCUCACCUUUGCUUCUAGAUGCCGGCUUCUCCCCGUGUCUUCAUGUGGUC
Sapajus apella (tufted capuchin) is the source of this 2170-nucleotide messenger RNA. RefSeq names its product parvin beta (gene PARVB). Gene Ontology annotation, cellular component: cytoplasm; focal adhesion; lamellipodium. Bases 58 to 1152 code for a protein of 364 amino acids. NCBI's taxonomy places the organism in Eukaryota, Metazoa, Chordata, Mammalia, Primates, Cebidae. The record is from RefSeq and is a predicted model, not a curated record. Gene Ontology annotation, molecular function: actin binding. Gene Ontology annotation, biological process: actin cytoskeleton organization; lamellipodium assembly; substrate adhesion-dependent cell spreading. The transcript is spliced from 13 exons.